Messenger RNA from Aspergillus aculeatinus CBS 121060, 1173 nucleotides. Its product is annotated as NAD(P)-dependent alcohol dehydrogenase. Lineage: Eukaryota; Fungi; Ascomycota; Eurotiomycetes; Eurotiales; Aspergillaceae. The transcript is spliced from 2 exons. The coding region runs from base 1 to 1173 and encodes 390 amino acids. Gene Ontology annotation, molecular function: zinc ion binding; oxidoreductase activity. The record is from RefSeq and is a predicted model, not a curated record.
AUGGCUGACAUCCAACGCACCACCGGGCGAGCGCUGGUGUCUUAUGGUCCGUACAACGAUGGAGGCUGGAAGCUCCGCAACGUUGCUCUGCGACCCAUCCGCGACCACGAGCUACUGAUCGAGAUCAUUGCCUCGGGCAUCUGUCAGACUGACCUGCAUUUCGCCGGGUUGGAAAGUGGCCAUGGCGUGCAUUAUCCGCGGGUGAUGGGUCACGAAGGAGCGGGAUACGUUCGACAGGUAGGACCCGGGGUCUCCACCGCGCGCGUCGGCGACCCAGUCCUCAUGUCCUUCUCCUCCUGCCAGACGUGCCGCUGCUGUCGCCGCGGCCACCCGGCCCAUUGCCAGAAUUUCGACCCCAUAAACUUCGAGUCAACGUCCACGGACCGCGUGUUCUGGGAGGAAGAAGCAGCAACACCACACACCAGCGAACCAGAAAUCUUCGGCCGAUUCUUCGGACAAUCGAGUUUCGCCAGCUGGACGAUCGUGCAGGAGUCCGCGGUGAUCAAUGUGGCGGGCAUGGUCGAGAAGAAGGAAGAGCUGCAGCUGCUGGCCCCAUUGGGUUGCGGGAUCCAGACCGGAACAGGAGCGGUUCUCAAUGCGGCGGGCGCACGGCGAGAGGAUACGAUAGCGGUGCUUGGGCUGGGAGGGGUGGGCUUGAGCGCCGUGAUGGGCGCGCGCAUCGCGGGGUGUCAGACGAUCAUCGGGAUCGCACGCAACGGGGCCCGCCUCAAGCUGGCCCUCGAGCUGGGAGCAACGCAUGUGGUUCGGAUCGACCCCGAUGCGGAUCUCAGCCUCGUCACACAGGCGGUUCGUGCGCUCACCGGUGGCACGGGAGUCGAUGUCACCCUGGAGACUACCGGGGUGCCGGAGCUUGUGGCCGAGGCGGUGCGCAUGACGGCUAACAAGGGCAAGAUCGUGCAGCUGGGGGCGACGCCUGAGACGGCGACGCUCAAUCUCCCCAUUCAUGAGUUUAUGGUGGCAGGAAAGGUGUUCAUGGGUGUCGUGGAGGGAGAUGUGGUGCACCGGGAGUUCGUACCGAAGAUGAUCGAGUGGGUGAAGUCGGGUCUGUUACCCAUGCACAAGAUUGUUGGAUUUUAUCCAGCGGAGAAUUUUGAUGAGGCGGUCCGCAAUAUGAAGAGUGGAAGGACAAUCAAGCCGAUUCUUCUGUGGUAG